CGGCCCCCCGCCCCGGCGGCAGGAUGAUGUGCGAGGUGAUGCCGACCAUCAGCGAGGACUCGCGGCGCGGCUCGGCCUGCGGGCCGGAGGAGCCGGGGCAGCUGGAGCAGCUCAUGGUCAACAUGCUGACCGAGCGUGAGCGACUCCUCGACUCCCUGCGCGAGGCCCAGGACGGGCUGGCCGGAGCCCAGCUGCGUCUGCGGGAGCUCGGACACGAGAAGGACUCCUUGCAACGGCAGCUCAGCAUCGCUCUGCCUCAGGAGUUUGCGGCCCUGACCAAGGAGCUGAACCUAUGCCGGGAGCAGCUGCUGGAGCGGGAGGAAGAGAUCGCGGAGCUCAAGGCCGAGAGGAACAACACGAGGCUGCUGCUCGAGCACCUGGAGUGCCUGGUGUCCCGGCAUGAGAGGUCACUGCGCAUGACCGUGGUGAAGCGGCAGGCCCAGUCUCCGGCGGGCGUUUCCAGCGAGGUAGAGGUGCUCAAGGCCCUUAAAUCCCUAUUCGAGCAUCACAAGGCCCUGGACGAGAAGGUUCGGGAGCGGCUGCGGGUCUCUCUGGAGCGGGUGGCUGUACUGGAGGAGGAGCUGGAAAUUAGCAAUCAGGAGUCCGUAACCCUGCGGGAGCAGCUGGCCCGGCGCCGAUCGGGGCUGGAGGAGCCGGGGAAGGAGGGAGAUGGGCAGGCUCUCCCAAACGGUUCUGUCCCCGGGGGGGAAGGAGGGCGGCGGGCCCUGGAGCUGGAGGAGACCCUGGAGCGGCAGCGGAUGGAGGUGUCCCAGCUGAGGGAGCGGCUCGGAGCCGUCUGCCGCCAGAUGGCCCAGCUGGAGGAGGAGCUGGGUUCCGCACACCGGGAGUUGGGCAAGUCCGAGGAGGCCGGGGGCAAGCUGCAAAGGGACCUCAAGGAGGCCCUGGCCCAGCGAGAAGACAUGGAGGAGCGGAUCACAACGCUGGAAAAACGCUACCUCAGUGCCCAGCGGGAGGCCACGUCCCUGCACGAUGCCAAUGAUAAGCUGGAGAAUGAGCUGGCCAGCAAGGAGUCCCUGUACCGCCAAAGCGAGGAGAAGAACAGGCAGCUGGCGGAAUGGCUCGAAGACGCAAAGCAGAAGCUGCAGCAGACGCUGCAGAAAGCAGAGACGCUGCCCGAGAUCGAGGCCCAGCUGGCCCAGCGUGUGGCUGCGCUCAACAAGGCUGAAGAACGUCAUGGGAAUUUUGAGGAGCGGCUGCGGCAGCUGGAGGCCCAGCUGGAGGAGAAGAACCAGGAGCUGCAGCGGGCGCGGCAGCGGGAGAAGAUGAACGACGAGCACAACAAGCGCCUGUCGGAGACAGUGGACAAGCUGCUCAGCGAGUCUAACGAACGGCUGCAGCUGCACCUCAAGGAGCGGAUGGGGGCCCUGGAGGAGAAGAACACUCUGAGUGAGGAGAUUGCCAACAUGAAGAAACUACAGGAUGAGCUGUUGCUUAACAAGGAACAGCUCCUCGCUGAGAUGGAACGGAUGCAGAUGGAGAUCGACCAGCUCAGGGGACGGCCCCCCUCCUCUUACUCCAGGUCUCUCCCUGGGAGCGCCCUGGAGCUCCGCUACUCCCAGGCCCCUACACUACCCUCUGGUGCCCACCUGGACCCCUACAGUGCCGGGAGCAGCCGGGCUGGCAAGCGGAGCCGUUGGGCCACGGGCAAGGAUGACCCCACCAAGGAGUGGGAACGGGCCCAGCAGACGGGGUCUCUGCCCCCCCAGUUUGACGGGGAGCUGGAUGGGUCAGACGAGGAGGAGGGCGAGGGCCUGUUCGGAGCAGAGCUGCUGUCCCCCAGCGGCCAGGCCGACGUCCAGACCUUGGCCAUCAUGCUGCAGGAGCAGCUCGAAGCUAUCAACAAGGAGAUCAAGCUGAUCCAGGAGGAAAAGGAGACAACAGAGCAGCGGGCUGAGGAGCUGGAGAGCCGGGUGUCCGGCUCGGGGUUGGACUCUCUGGGCCGGUACCGGGGCGGCAGCGCCCUGCCCGCCUCCCUCACCUCCUCCACCUUGGCCAGCCCCUCUCCCCCAAGCAGCGGCCACUCCACACCCCGCCUGGCACCCCCCAGCCCCGCCCGUGAUGGGACUGACAAAACCAAUCAUGUCCCAAAGGAGGAGGCCGGGGGAGGCUCCCGAGGAGAGGGGCCUCCACUGCCCAGUGACACGACACCACCCCCGACCCCCCGCUCUGCCCGGCUGGAGAGGAUGAGCCAGGCCCUGGCACUGACCGCGGGCGUCCUGGAGGAUGGAAGGGACCUGCGGGCCAGCCUGGGCCCUGAUGGGGCCCCCGGCACCCCUGACGCCCUGCACAAGGCCCCCAAGAAAAAGAGCAUCAAGUCGUCCAUUGGGCGGCUGUUUGGGAAGAAGGAGAAGGGACGAAUGGGGGGCCUGGGCCGGGACGGACCUUCUCUGGCUGGGACCCCGUCAGAUGAGUUGGCUCCGGCCGACCCGCUGGGUCUGUCCAAGCUGGCCGGCCCCGGGGGAGACAAGGACCGGAGGAACAAGAAGAAACAUGAACUUCUGGAAGAAGCCUGCCGCCAGGGCCUGCCCUUUGCUGCCUGGGAUGGACCCACCGUGGUCUCCUGGCUGGAGCUGUGGGUGGGAAUGCCAGCCUGGUACGUGGCAGCCUGCCGGGCCAACGUCAAGAGCGGAGCCAUCAUGGCCAACCUGUCGGACACGGAGAUCCAGCGGGAGAUCGGCAUCAGCAACCCGCUGCAUCGACUCAAGCUGCGCCUGGCCAUCCAGGAGAUGGUGUCCCUGACCAGCCCCUCCGCCCCUGCCUCCUCCCGCACGUCAACAGGGAACGUGUGGAUGACGCACGAGGAGAUGGAGUCGCUGACAGCCACGACCAAGCCGGAGACAAAAGAAAUCAGCUGGGAGCAGAUCUUGGCUUAUGGCGAUAUGAACCACGAGUGGGUGGGAAACGACUGGCUUCCCAGCCUGGGCCUACCCCAGUACCGCAGCUACUUCAUGGAGUCGUUGGUGGAUGCCCGCAUGCUCGACCACCUCAACAAGAAGGAGCUGCGAGGCCAGCUCAAGAUGGUGGACAGCUUCCACAGGGUCAGUCUGCACUACGGCAUUAUGUGUCUGAAGAGGCUUAACUACGACCGCAAGGACCUGGAGCGGCGGAGGGAAGAGAGUCAGAUGCAAAUCCGAGAUGUGAUGGUCUGGUCCAACGAGAGGGUCAUGUGCUGGGUGGCCCUGAUUGGACUGAAGGAAUUUGCCAACAACCUGGCGGAAAGCGGGGUGCACGGGGCGCUCCUUGCGCUGGACGAGACCUUCGACUGUUCCGACCUGGCCUUGCUACUGCAGAUCCCGACACAGAACUGCCAGGCCCGGCAGCUCCUUGAGAAGGAAUUUGGGAAUCUCAUCUCCAUGGGAACGGACAGAAGGCUAGAUGAGGACAGCGCCAAAUCAUUCAGCCGCUCACCGUCCUGGCGGAAGAUGUUCCGGGAGAAGGACCUGAGGGGCGUGAGUCCAGAUUCCGCAGAGAUGCUGCCACCCAACUUCCGCACAGCCGCCAUGGGCACCCUGGGCUCCCCGAGCCUGCCGCUGCGCAAGCUGCAAACUGAUGGACCCCCUUCAGGGAGUCCCCGGGCUGAUGGCGUCUCUGUCCGGACCUACUCUUGUUAGUGCCAGUGACCAGAUGACUGGCGUCCAGACGCAGAGGGGGCCGGGAGCCUUCGCCCCCCCCCCAACCCCCCCCGCGCCACGGGAGCUGGUAUCACCCGGAGGGGCGGCGGCCCGUCCGGGGCAGGGAGGGAAAGGCCGAGCGCGUGCUCUGGACUGCACCAUCCGUACAGACUGCGGGGGGGAAGGCGGGCGGGUCAGACCGGCCCACGG
This is a messenger RNA of Tachyglossus aculeatus (Australian echidna), 3842 nucleotides long. RefSeq names its product PTPRF interacting protein alpha 3 (gene PPFIA3). Gene Ontology annotation, molecular function: protein binding. Gene Ontology annotation, cellular component: presynaptic active zone. NCBI's taxonomy places the organism in Eukaryota, Metazoa, Chordata, Mammalia, Monotremata, Tachyglossidae. Gene Ontology annotation, biological process: synapse organization. The coding region runs from base 24 to 3632 and encodes 1202 amino acids. The record is from RefSeq and is a predicted model, not a curated record. The transcript is spliced from 29 exons.